AUGUUGAAAAACACGGGAAAGUUGGCUGGACAAACUAUUUUCAUUACUGGUGCUAGUCGCGGUAUUGGUAAAGCUUUGGCUUUAAAAGCAGCGCAGGAUGGAGCCAAUAUUGUGAUAGCAGCCAAAACGGCUCAGCCUCAUCCAAAAUUACCAGGAACAAUAUAUACGGCAGCCAAAGAAAUAGAAGAUGCCGGAGGAAAGGCUCUCCCUUGUGUUGUGGAUGUUCGAGAUGAGAAUCAGGUUACUUCUGCGGUAGAGAAUGCUGUGAAAAAAUUUGGUGGGAUUGACAUUCUUAUCAACAAUGCUAGUGCGGUCUCUCUAACUUCUACUUUGGAUACAGAUAUGAAAAGAUAUGAUCUCAUGCAGAGUAUUAAUACUAGAGGUACCUUUCUGGUAUCUAAAACAUGUAUACCAUUUUUAAAGAAAUCGAAGAAUCCACAUAUUUUGAAUAUGAGUCCUCCAUUGAAUAUGAAACCAUUGUGGUUUAGUAGUCAUUGUGCCUAUACAAUUGCCAAGUAUGGCAUGUCAAUGUGUGUGUUAGGAAUGGCAGCAGAGUUUAAGGAAGAUGGUAUCGCAGUUAAUGCAUUAUGGCCUAGAACUGCAAUUGAUACUGCUGCAAUGAGUAUGUUGGCAGGCCGUGAUGCAGGAAGUCGCUUUCGAAAACCUGAUAUCGUGGCAGAUGCAGCUUAUGCAAUUCUCACAAAGGAAUCGAGAAGUAUAACUGGACAGUUUCUUAUAGACGAUGAAGUAUUGAAAGCUGAAGGUAUUACUGACUUUACACAGUAUGCGGUUGAUCCUGCAAAUGCCAAUAAUCUUUUUCCGGAUGCUUUUGUGGAUGGAUUAGAAGAGAAUGCAUUUGCUAAACUCAGAGAUGCUGCAGCAAGUGCUCAAAGUGGGAAUAUUGCAAAGUUGUUUAGUGUCAUUCAAGCAAAUUUAAGUGAGAGUUUGGUUUCUAAAACUAAUGCAGUAUUUCUCUUUAAUGUAAAAGGUGGAUCUGAAGAAGGUCCAUGGUUCAUUGACUUGAAAAAUGGUUCUGGGUCUUCAGGUCGAGGGAAACCAUCUGUAAAUCCUGAUGUAACCCUUGAAAUGGAAUCAAAAUUGUUUUUUGAAAUGUUCUCUGGAAAGUUAAAGCCAGCAUCUGCAUUCAUGACUGGCAAACUGAAAAUCAAAGGUGAUUUGACAAAAGCUUUGAAACUGGAAAAACUCAUGGGUAAUCUUAAAUCAAAGGUCUGA
Messenger RNA from Gryllus bimaculatus (two-spotted cricket), 1233 nucleotides. The record is from the annotation of a GenBank genome assembly. NCBI's taxonomy places the organism in Eukaryota, Metazoa, Arthropoda, Insecta, Orthoptera, Gryllidae.